GGAGAGGGCCUUUAACGCAAAUAAGAGAGUAAAAUUUCAUUUCAAAAAAGUGCGAAACCAAAGAGUUUUUGUUUAAUGCUAUGAUCUUGUGGCGGCCUUAUAGUUUCCAAAGUUCUUAAGUUGGCACUCCUGCCAGCCACCGUCUUUGCCCCCCAAAUUGUUGCUACGCGAUUUUUGUCAACAAACGUCGAAGUUGAAGCGAAUCUUCAGCGUUAUUUUCCAUCCCCUUCGUUCGCUCUACGAAUUCUGAUUUUCCCAAAAUGGUGCAGCACAGUUUUCUGGUCAAAUCUACCCUCAACAUCCGAAGACUUUCUUCCUAUGGAGAGUUCAACAGCACUUCAUGGUUCGACCGAGAGAAGGACAACAACAAGAUCAUCCUCCCGAUGCAGCUCAAAGUCAAGGUAGAAACUGCAAUGAACAUCUACGGAGUGCAGAGGAGUUCUCUGGUGCUACGAUUGAAAGACAAGAACGGCGACACCCGAACAUUCGUCGGUCUUCUUGCAUUCAAUGAUGGAGUCAGGCCGACCGACGUAGCAGUUCCAGACUGGGUCUGCAUCGAAAGUCUGCCCGGCUUCGAGCAAGUCACCUGCCACAUGCUUCUGCAGCGUCCUCCCAUUGCAGCCUCUCUCAGCUUCCGAACCCAGUCUCAAGAUCCCAUUGAGGAGGUGAAAGAGGCCCUGAUGACCAGACUGCGAGGUGUGUUUUGCCUCACAAAGAGCCAGCCCAUCUUCUUCGACGUCAACGGCCACGACACAUGCAGUGGCUGUGCUGAGAGGCAUGGUGCCCAACCGUGUGACCAAUCGUCUUCUCCAUGGACAAAAUGGGCCAACUUGCCUCGUGAAAGUUCGUCGAGAUGCGAUGAAGUUUAUAGUUGCAUUAUUUACUUAAUUAACUACCACUUGAAUAUUUUUCGUUUUGUAAAAUGUCGAGGUUAUAAUAAAAAGACAAAUUUUUUUUUGCUAAAAGAUCAUAAAUACUUCAAAACAACGAUUAUUAAUUUCAAUUAUCACCAAAAUUUUUCUUAAAUAAAUUUCUUGGAGCCCAUGAUUCAUCUUUAUUACUAAUUUUCAUACCAAAUUUAAUCUAU
Molecule: messenger RNA, 1087 nt
Organism: Neocloeon triangulifer
Lineage: Eukaryota; Metazoa; Arthropoda; Insecta; Ephemeroptera; Baetidae
Exons: 2
Coding region: 261-1025 (254 amino acids)
Source: RefSeq, a predicted model, not a curated record